CGAGGAGUACCGCGACCUGCUGCGGAUGAUGCUGCUGGAAGGAGGUCGGCUGGUGCUGCUGUGGGGCGUGCGACUGAACUCGGUGGACGGCGUGUGGUGCCAGACACUGCAGAUUUGGGAUGUGUUGUCGGUUCCCAAGAAGGCCAAGGCGUUGCUGCAGUGGGUACGGCGCAUCCAAGCCGAAUACGACACCUCCACGGAGGAGCACCUGGACGCCCUGCGCUGGCUAAACCCUCCUGACUCGGAGGGCGUGUGUGUUCCCCGUCGCUGGCCACAAGGUCUCAACUUCGCCAGGACACGUCGGACGUCAC
Messenger RNA from Astrephomene gubernaculifera, 311 nucleotides. NCBI's taxonomy places the organism in Eukaryota, Viridiplantae, Chlorophyta, Chlorophyceae, Chlamydomonadales, Astrephomenaceae. The record is from the annotation of a GenBank genome assembly.